UUUGCCAUUACAGAAAAGUGCAUUAUCUUCGUCAACAAUGUACGUGAAGUGAAAUGUUUGUGGAAUAUUUAAAGUGAUAUGAAGUGUAAGUGCAAUUUUUUACCCUGCGAAAAAUACUAGGACGAUGGAGGAAUCUAACGAGGAGCAUAGGGUCGUUCCAGCUUUCCCGGUUUCAGAGCUCUACUUUCUGAUAGCGAAAUUUCUCUCCGGGGGACCUCUCAAGGAAACUGCAAAGACUUUACUAAAAGAGCUGGAAAGUGUCGAGGUGCUGCCUCGGCGACUGGACUGGGAAGGCAACGAGCACAGCCAAUCCUACGAUGAAUUGGCCUCAAAAUUCUCCGAUGUAUCGUGUACCCGGCUGCCCUCGGUCUGCGAACGGGCGUUGCGCCUCGCCCGCUACGGGCCCUCCGCCGGGCCGGCCACGUCCGCACCCGCCGACGGUUGCGGCGCGACUGGCGCCAUCCCCACCGCUGCGGAGAUACGCCAGUUGACAGCUAGGCUGUCGCUGUUGAGCGAGUCGCUCGUGAGACCGAAGCCGAAGUAUGCUUCGUACAAGCCCGAUCAUACUGUUGUCCGCCGCAUCGCCGCCCGCGAGCUGGGCACCGGCCCGGCUUCCCUGCCGGGCAGCCCGGGCCGGACCGUGUUCCCGUACCGGAUGCUGUCCGGCCUCACGCUGCAGCGCCGGACGCUGGGACACCUGUCUGCGGUGUACUGUCUGCUGUGCGACAGGACCGGGAGAUACGUCAUCACUGGUGCUGAUGACUUAUUAGUUAAGGUAUGGAGCGCCAUAGACGGACGCCUAUUAACGACGUUGCGCGGCGCCGGCGCAGAAAUAACUGACGUCUGCGCAAGCGCUGACGGCGCUUUGUUGGCCUGCGGAUCUGUGGAGAGGCUAGUCAGAGUUUGGUGCCUGGAGACAGGCGCCCCCCGCGCAGUGCUAUCCGCCCACGCGGGCACCAUCACCUCCGUGCACUGGGCUCCUCCCGCCCACAAGGACCUCAGGUGGCUGGCCUCCACCUCCACGGACGGCAGCGUUGCGUUCUGGACUUGUUCCCCACAGGGACAGUUUUUGAGCCAACCGGUACAAUACGUGGAGCGCAUGCGUCCCGGCGCAUGCCACAUGAUCUGCGCCGCGUGGUCCUCAGGCGGUAUGUUUCUCGCAUGCGGCAGCGCAGACCAGCACGUGCGCGUUUACAGCGUCCAGCGCGACAGCGGCGGCCCGCGGCGGGUCUUGGAGGUGGCAGUGCACAGUGACGCAGUCGACAGCAUAGCGUGGGCGCACAGCGGUCUCAGAUUCGUGUCAGGGAGCAAAGAUGGCAGCGCUUGUGUGUGGACGUUACACGCUACACAGUGGCGCCACACGCAGCUGCUGCCGCAGGCUGAACAGGGGAAACGACUCAAGGUGACGAUGGUCUGUUGGGACAACAGCGACGCUUACAUCCUGACGGCCGUGUCCGACCUCACCAUCCGCGUGUGGACCGCCGCCGGCGCACAGCUGCACCAGCUCAAACACCACACCGACGAGGCUUAUGUCUUAGAAGCUCAUCCGUUCCUGCCUUCAGUUUUCCUGUCAGCAGGACACGAUGGACAGCUGUUUGUAUGGCAUGCAGAGUCGGGAGAAUUACUAGCUAAAUAUCACAAUAAAAUCGAGGGUCAGGGGUCCGGGGCGAUAUUCGACGCUAAAUGGGCGGGCGGACACAAAGUGGCCGCGUCUGAUAGCCACGGACACCUGCUUAUACUGGGACUUGGAGCCGGACACAAACUCCUGAAGGUGUUGCCCACUGAAUUAUUCUUCCACACUGACUACAGGCCGCUGGCGCGCGACGCGCUCGGCGGCGCGCUGGACGAACAGACGGAGACUCCGCCGCACCUCAUGCCGCCGCCGUUCCUCGUCGACGUCGAGGGCGCCCCCCACCCCCCGGAGCUCCAGCGUUUAGUUCCAGGGCGGGAGAACCUAGCCCUGUCUCAGCUGAUCCCCGCGUGGGACGCCGCCAGGUCGCGGCUGGACGCGAUGAUACUGGCGCUCGCGGGGGAUGGGUCGCCGCCGGUCGACAGGCCUAUAGGGGGCGUGUGGCGCGGGGAGGGCGUGCGCCACACCGCGGGCAGCUGGCAGCGCGGCGAUCCCUUGCUCGUCCCUCACAGCUCGCGGCCCGUCGUCGCGCCGCUCUCCGCCGCUCACAGGCUGCACAUCGAGAGGACAGCCAACGACAGGUAUCUAAGCGAAGAAGCGUGGUGGAAGAGAGAGAUGAGACGAAGGCCCGUCAUGAUCAGUACGCAGCAAGCUGGUGAGCCGACGGGGCCGCGGCGUCGCGCGGGGCGCCGGCCGGGCGUCACGGCGCCCCCGCCGCGCCCCCGCCCGCGCCCCGCGCCCGCCUCCGACACCGACAGCGACAGCGACAGCGACCACAGGACGCACAGCAGCGUGGCGCUUAGCGAUAUGUCCAGCUCACAAUCUGGAAGCAAAACUGAUAAUUCGUCAUCGUCUCAGUAUUCUGAUUGGGAGGCGGGCGCUGCGCUUGCGCCGCCCGCCAGGGCCAGGCGGAAACCUCAGGCCAAACACAGAUACAGUCCCUCGCCGCCAGCUACGAAGAAACGCAACGCGGCGUUGUCUGCGUCCCUGCAGAAUGACAGCGACGACAACGGUGACGGCGACGGAGACUCGCCCCCGCGAGACAGAAACCCGUCGGAGAGUGCUCAUGCAGUGGAAGAGCUAGCAGAAGUGUACCGCCCCGGGGAGUGGAUAACGGCGGUGUUGCCGCGCAAGGCUCCGUACCACCCGCAGAUGGGGGACGAGUGUCUCUACUUCCGACUGGGACAUCAGAGGUACUUCGAAGCAGUGGCCGAGAAAGACUUGUACAAGAUAAAUCCCAGAGACAAACCCUGGGAGAGAACUGUUGUUAACGACUGCGAGUUGGUUAAGGUAGUCGGCAUGAAAUACGUAAUAAAACCUCCUCGAAUAGUCUGCCUCAAACUGGCCUGCGCCGGAUCGAACCAGCACAGAGCUAGAUCAUUCACAGUGAGAUACCACGAUAUGCCCGAUGUGAUAGACUUUUUGGUGUUAAAACAACAAUAUAGUGCGGCUAUAGCCAGGAAAUGGUCCGCUGGCGACAGAUUCCGAUGUGUUAUUGACGAUUCUUGGUGGACGGGGUCAGUGCUGGAGCGCUCGAGCGCACCGCCGCCCGCGCACGCGGACUGCGCGCCCGAGCACGCGGCGCGCCAGUUCCUGGCGCUGCGCGUGCGCUGGGACAACGGGGAGGUGGAACGGCUGUCCCCCUGGGACCUGGAGCCGCUGGACGAGGCGCGGCUGCCGCGGUCGCCGGGCGGCGCCGUGCCGGUGCUGGCGGCGGAGCUGCGCGCGCUGCUCUACCGGCCCGCGCCCGCCGAGUGGCCGCCCGGCGCCGACCAGCGCGCGGCCAGCGCCGCCAUCGCCGGACAUGUCUCGCAGGUGAUGACGUUAGCUGUCGCGGAGCCCUUCGUAGCGCCCGUGGACCUCGCUCGGUACCCGUCUUACGCCAAAAUUGUACCGUACCCCGUCGACCUUGCCACUAUCAGAUCUCGCUGUGAGAAUCUAUUUUACCGUCGCAUAGCGGCGUUGCAGUUCGACGUCCGCUAUCUGGCGACCAACGCUGAGACAUACAACGACCCGCACGCGCCUAUAGUGAGGUCCGCGAGACUUGUCACCGAUUUGUUACUGUACAUCAUUGCACAUUGGCAAAAUGUCGACGUUCUGGCCAAAUAUAGGGAGUUAUGUGCCGGGUACCAGUCGACGGACGACGAGAAGCUUAAUGGAAAGAUAUCACGCGGCGUCCACUCCCGCGCAUCGUGGAUGUCGUUCUGUGAAAGCGUGUUGCGGGAGCUGUGCGCGUCCGCUGAUUCGGAACCGUUCUUGCAGCCUGUCAACUCUGAUUUGGUGCCGGACUACAGGAGCGUGAUAUCGGAACCUAUGGACCUCGGUACGGUCAGGUCGAGGUUGUCUUCCGGCCGCUACAGCGCACCGUCACAGGUAGCCCGCGACAUCCGCCGCGUGUUCAGCAACAGCAGGCUUUACAACACUAACAAGAGGAGUCGGAUAUAUUCAAUGACUGUGCGUCUGUCCGCGCUGUUCGAAGCCCUAUGGGCCAACAAACCGGAGACCAGCGGCGGGAGACAGAGACGGAAGCGAGUGCCAAGGAAGACUUAUACUGAUGAAUUCUCCCCGUCGCCGGAAUCGGCCCGGCCGGUGAGGACCCGCGACUCGUCGUCCUCGUCCUCGUCGGAGCCUCUGCUGUGCGCCAGCCGGAGGGCGCUGGCUGCGAGGGCGGCCCUCACUAGAGACACUGAUGAUAGCGACGCGCCGCUCUACACUCAGACCAAAGGUAAAGGCGUUGGCAAGAAGAGUAAGAGUGGCAGCGGUAGCACGGAGCCGGUGGCGGGCAGCAGCCGAGCCAGGUCUCACUUGUCGUACGAGUCAUCGAUAGAACACGCGAACGGCCAAGCGUGUUCGGACUCUAGCUCAGACUCAGCUCCGCAAAUGGAGGAGGAGAUGAGCAGCGACCACUCCAGUUACAGGGAGGUGGAGCUCGAUUACGACAGGAAACGCGAGCGUCGGAAACGUCGCCACACGACUACAACUGCGGAGAGUGCGCUCAGCGCCGACAGCGACCAGAACGAUAACAGACACCACUCCAAGCGCCGGCGCUCGCGCACGCGCGCCUCGUUCUCCGAGUCCGCGACGUCGUCGUCGGGCGACAACCUGCCGCUGUCGGCGGCGGACGGCCGCCGGUACGAGUCCGACCACUCGUACAAGCCGCGGUACUCCAGCGAGGACGACGCGCCGCUGCAGCUUAUCAGGCAACGUCAGCAGAAUGCCAGAGCGUCUACAUCGGGCGCGGGGCCGUCGGGUAGACGGCGGAAACCGGCGGUGUCGCUGCGGCGCCAGUCGCCGCGGCGCUACAACGAGGACAGUGAGGACGACUCCAUAGCCGUCAUCAGCAAGCGAUCGCAGCACCACCGGCUGUCGGCCGCCGCGCCCCCCCACAAUACCGACCACGACUAUAUCAACGGCCACAAUGGUACAGCGGCCAGCGGAUCUGGGACCGCGCCCGUGUCGAUCUCGUCCCGCGGACGAGUUCGCAAACUGACCGCGAAAGCGCGGGGCCUGCUCAGGGAAUAACACAGCGCCGCCAGGUGGCGGUGGCAACGAUUAUGUCUAAGAGACACGCCUCAUUUCUCCGUCACUCUCCGUCGUUUUGACGUCCGCCGUGACAAAGAUAAAGUCGCAAAUUGACUAAAUGAUAUUAAAACGUGACGUCACGAUUGAGUAAUGUCUUCGCGGGACAAGCUGUGUUUGUUCGUCAGCUACAUUAAAUAUCACGUUUAUGGUGCUGACUUCUUAAUAAAAGUUGUUACAGAAUUUAAGUUUUUUUUACGAUGGUCGAGUUUGUUUUUAUAAUUUCAUACUUUUUGAAAAUGGACUUUCCAACCAAGUUUAAAUCUUCGUAUUUUGAUCCAGCUGCAUUGUUACAGUCUAUGAAUUAUCACAAUGAUCCUGAAUAUAUAUAUUGUAUCUAGAUUGUAAACAUAUUUUUUACAAUUGUCAACCAUCUUUAAUGUAUGGAGAUUCGACGCACGUCAGUGUCAAAAUCUAAAAACAACGGCACUAUAUAGUGACUGAGCAAUUGGGCGUGGCGCUAACGCUACAAACUACCGCUGAACUCAGAUGCCAACAACAUAUCUGCAUUCUGUUUAGAAUAUCGUAAUAAAGACAAUUAAAAUUUGACCUGUUCGCGUUGUUAUAAAGAUGAAAUUUCCACAUGCCAAAUGGCCAAAGUUCCUAAAAUUGGAUGCAAAAUUUGCAGUCCGUCCCUUUCUGGUAAACUUUUAGUGUUAUAGACGAGAAAAUGUGGCUAAAAUUUUGCAUCAAAGUUUUGGAACUGCUUUGGCUCAUUCGUAAGCAUACAAUGUAUAACAUAAUACAUUGCUAGAUUCGCCCCGGGGCUUCGCUCCCGCGGGAAUUUCUUGAUAAAAAAAUACACCCCAUGUGUGUUAUUCCUGGUUAUAUACUCCUACCCGUGUACCAAAUUUCAUAAAAAUCCGUCCAGUAGAUUUUGCGUGAGAGUGUAAAAGACACACAUACUCACAAACUUUCGCAUUUGUAAUAUUAGUGGGAUUUCAGUACAACAUGUGUUCCGAUUAGUGUAACACCUAUAGUGUUUUUGACGCGAAUUAAUGUAAGUACAUUACGUAGUAUCAUAGCUUUUAUAUCCCGCAAUGAAAAGCCAGCAAUGUAUACAGAAUCGAUAAAGUUCAGCCGAACUGUUUCGCGUCAACGUAUAAUGUCAAUAGAUGUUUUAGCGUGGCGUAAUCUUGUCAGUUGCCUUUAGACGACUGAAUUUUUAUUGAAAAUUUCGAUAUCAAAGUGAGACUUGUUGAUAUGUAAAUUAAAAUAAAUAAAAUGUUAUUGUUUAUAUUUAAUUUAAAUCAAUAAUAUAAAUUACGCUUUCUUUAUUUCUUUGCUAAUAAAAAUUUUUUAAUUGGUUUUGUGAAUUGGGGCGCGUUUUAAUAGCUAUUUUCGUGGCCUAUCUCACAACUUUCCGAUAAAUUAUCAUACUGUAAUCUGACAGAUAAACUAACAGCCAGAUAAAUAUGCCUGAUGCGAUGGGCCAGUUAGUCCUAUUUAUGUCAAAAUUGUAUUUUAAAUUGAAUUUCGACCGACGUCAUUACCGUCCUUGAGAAUAACGAAUCAUUCAAAAAUCUUAUAAAUCAAAUAUUGAUACAAUUUUACGCUAUACCUAACACAGAUUGUUAUUCAUAAAUUAUGGUAGUAAAAGAUUGUCUUUGUUGAAAUUUGAAGGAAAAUUACAGUGAUCGAAGUGCUUGUAGGAUCUUGUCUGUGUAUAUAUUAUAAAUAAUUAUACUCGGUAUUUGACAAAGAUUGUUAAUUUAGGGCUGGUAAAUCACGAGCAAUAAUAAAA
Molecule: messenger RNA, 6953 nt
Organism: Plodia interpunctella (Indianmeal moth)
Lineage: Eukaryota; Metazoa; Arthropoda; Insecta; Lepidoptera; Pyralidae
Gene: BRWD3
Product: BRWD3
Exons: 40
Coding region: 125-5152 (1675 amino acids)
Biological process (GO): regulation of cell shape; regulation of transcription by RNA polymerase II; cytoskeleton organization
Cellular component (GO): nucleus
Molecular function (GO): protein binding
Source: RefSeq, a predicted model, not a curated record